Prosopis cineraria is the source of this 3314-nucleotide messenger RNA. RefSeq lists its product as uncharacterized. The transcript has 3 exons. Bases 293 to 3043 code for a protein of 916 amino acids. NCBI's taxonomy places the organism in Eukaryota, Viridiplantae, Streptophyta, Magnoliopsida, Fabales, Fabaceae. The record is from RefSeq and is a predicted model, not a curated record.
UAUUGAUUACAUCAACGACAUUUUCAUUGAUUUUCCCAAACAAUGUUCCUUGCUUCGCUUGUAAUCUACAUUCAUUUUUCGUUUUUUUAACUUAUAUUUUCUUUUCACCUCAGAUCUUUCUCUGGAUCGACCACUGGUGUCUGACCGCCGACCUCUGUUCUUGGUUCCAAAGAGACUGGAGAUAGUGUCGAAUGACAGAUUAUGACUGGAGCAUGAUACAAACUCCUAAGGAGCAACUUUUGAAUGAAGUUCCGAACUGAAAAGCCUGAGUUAGUGCCAUGCCAUUGAGGAAAUGGGAUUCAUUUUAGAGUUGAAAAAGAUCAGUUCAAAGCAACAAAGCAGCUCAAAGACAACUAGGGAGGAUAAGUUGAAAUCCAAGAAUGGUGUUGGUUCUACCAUAUCUAGUGAUCUCAAUUACAAAGCACAGCAGGUUGCAGAUAGGAAGAGUCACGACCAUGAGAGUGUGAAGAGAAAUGCAGGGAGGAAGGAUGAGCUAGUCAAGCACAUGACAAAUUUACCAGGUUAUCUCCGGCGCAAUGAUGGAGGAGAAAACGUUCAAGGAAAGGCUUUAAAUGUUGGAGUUCUAGAUUGGACGCGGCUUGAAAAAUGGAAGCACAAAAAUAUGAAUAUCCCGGCAUUUGGUACCAAUUUCACAUCAUUCAGUGUCAGAGAAUCGCCCUCAAGAAUGGCUCCUAAAUCAUCUGUAAGUGCUGGUCGUAAUGGCAAACUUGCUAAUCAACGGGGUUUCCUAUCUCUGGGUAUUAAGGCAUCUUAUAAUGAAGUCUUUCCGGAAAAUUCCAAACAAUCAUUUCAGUAUGUCAAACAAUCUCACUGCUCUAAAGCUGAAGUUGAGAGCAUUAGAGAUGGGCAAAGAGUCACACCCUCAACAUUUGAGUCCUUCAGCACAAGUCACUUAGAGAUAUCGUUUGAAAAGAAGGGGAAACGCUCGGAUAAAAUAAGUUCACAAACGGGAAACGUUCAAUUGAACUUGCGACACCAAGGGACCUCUCAAAUUCCCAAUAGAAACAUGAAUCUUGGAGCUGACAAGAACUUGGAGCGAUUGCAAGAAUAUGGCCUCAAGAAUAAUGACAAAAUUCGUGAGUCUGCUCCUAGCUUGGGACUUGCAUCAUUAAAACCAAAAGGUGAAGGGCUCUCAUUCCAUCCUAAGAAAAAAAUGAGUGCUUGCAAUAGUGAAGUAAAGAAAGUGGUAGAGCAGUCUUCAGAGUCAGACAUCAAUAUGGGUCACACACCAUGCUGUAACAAGCCAAGUAAUAUUGGGCUUCCUCACCCACAAGAAAUUCUCCAAUCAUGUUAUCCUGUUCACCAACCAAGAAUGUCCUUUGAUGAGAACUUCAGAGAAUCAAGUCAAGGUAGACCGCCAAAUGUUUCCCUUAUUGAUGAUGUUUACUCUGAAUAUGUGAAUUCUGAAAUUCCACACUCAUGUCCAUUGCCCUCGGUGGUUGAGCGAGCGCCAAUAACAAAUCUCGUGCAACACAGAAGUAAUGUUGAUCAGAAUAGUAGUCAUUCUACAAUUGGGUCCAAGAAGACGUUUAACUUGAAAUCUGAAGGUGGACAAGGUGAAAAGAAUGCAUUAGAUGAUAAGCUCAUAAAUCAUUCUGUUUUUAAUAACUCAAAUAAAUCAGGGGAUCAAGAAAUCGCUGAGCAGACAGCUCAGAGAGGAAGGAAUCCAUCACCCAAUCGUCGGUUUAGCUUCAGCUUAGGACGGAUUGGAAGAAGUUUUAGUUUCAAAGAGGGGUCCUCUCUACCACAGUUUAGCUCCACAUAUGUCAGCGUAAAGUCUGGUCCGGUGACUUCUGAAUCUUCGGAUUGUUUGGAUAAUUCAAGGAAGGAGAAGGCGCGUAGUCAUAGCAGAACCAGGUCCGGCUCCCUGCGAAGGUUAUUAGACCCUAUAUUGAAGCAUAAGGCAACAGAGAUGCAGCAUUCGUCUGAAAGCAGUCCAAUAAUUAAAGGAACCUUGGAUCGAAUUAACUUCAAGACAAACAGUGUCAAGGAAUCAUUAUCUCAUGUUGAAAAGAGCGAGGGCUACUCAAUUCAAGCCCUUUUGCAUCUUACAAUGAAAAAUGGAAUCCCCAUAUUCAAAUUUGUGCUCAACAAUGAAAGAAAGAUUCUUGCUGCUACCCUAAAAAAAUCAGAUUUACCGGAGAAGGAUGAUUCAGGUUGUUGUUUUACAUUCUAUCUUGUUGAUGAAAUUAAGAAGACUGGUGGAUGGAUGAAUCACGGAAGCAAAGAUAAAAAUCGUCAUUAUGUCUCCAAUGUUGUUGGUCAGAUGAAGUCUUUCAGCAAUAAAUUCACUAAACCUGGCAAUAAGAGCUCUAAGACGCACUGUUUUGUCAAAGAAUUUGUUCUAUUGAGUGAUGAAAUCGGCCAGAAAGAUCAAAUAACACCUAAGUUCAUACCGAGUCAGGAGCUUGCAGCAGUUGUUGUUGAGAUCCCUUGUGGAAAUUUCAGCCAAGGAGCAGAAAAUGACAAUAAUUUUCUGAAGAAUGAGUGCCAAAAGUGCUUGGCAGAAGAUGGAUGCUUACGCAGCUCAGGAGAAAAUGAUGUCUCCAGUAGAACUACAGUCAUAUUGCCAGGUGGUAUACAUGGUUCACCAAACAAAGGAGAACCCUCUCCAUUGAUCUAUCGAUGGAAAACAGGAGGAUUGUGUGAUUGUGGGGGUUGGGACAUUGGUUGCAAACUGCUUGUCCUUUCCAACCACAAGGAGAGAUCAAUUAUCACAAGAAGUUCAAAAUCUCACCCAGAGCAUUUCCAACUUUUUGUUGAGGAAGGAGCAGAACAAAACAAACCCCUUUUCACUUUGAUGCCAUUGAAAGAUGGAUUCUCCAAGGUGGACUUCAGUUCAUCGAUCACUCAUUUGCAGGCAUUCUUCAUUUCAGUUUCUGUUCUAACUUGCCAGAAAGAAAUUGCCCUAGCAAUGAAUAAGAUGCAUGAAGCCUCUACAAGGAACAAUGAUGGACUCCUAGAGAAAGAACCUAUAAAGUAUACCCCUAUCCCACCACUAUCCCCUGUAGGCAGAGUCUAGAUUUAGAUACUGAGUUUUUCUUUUUUUAAGAAUAUAGUUUGCUGGUGAAGAGCUCCCAGUUCUUCCUCAAUAUUUUCUCUUCAUACAUGAAAUCUGGUGAAGUCCUCUUUCACCGAAGUUGUGAAGUUAAGUAGAUCCUAGUAUGCUCUUUGUGCUCUCGUAUGCACUCUGUUACAACAAUUGCGAUAGCAUUACGGAUACUUUGUACAUAACAACAUGGUUAAGUAAAUUAAUACCAAUAUAUCUAUGUAUAUUAUGAAGUCUAUGGGAA